AUGAGUGACGAUUCGGAUAUUGAUGAUGUUGCUCAUCAAAAGCUUCUCCAAUCAAUUCACACUCCCGGAACUGUCAAAAAGAAUCGGCUGAAAAAGUCAACAAAGUCAAAGAUUGAUGCCAGUUCUCUUCUCUCCCACAUCACUGUUUCGAGGCCUUCCAUGAUCAAAGCGAAGAAAAGUCUUGGGAUUGAAGAUCAAGAUACCACGACAAAAGAGAAAAGUGGGAAAAAACGAAAGUCAGAAGCAGCCGGAUCAGAAGGAACAUCAAAGAAAAAGUUGAAAAGCAAAACGUUGAUUCCACUGAAAGAUGUCGAAGCUCGUAAAGAAAUUGAAGGAAAAAUUGCAUUUACUGAUUUGAAAAAAGAAGUUACACAAAAUUGGACAGAACUUGUUCAGAGUAACAGAAUCAGCGAUCAACUCAUCUUUCCACUUACGAAGCCAGAUGGAAUUAUGUGGGGCGAUGAGAAAACCGAGCCAGUACUAACGGAAAAAGAGAAGGAGGUUAUGAAAGCCACUGAUAUCAAAAUGGCCAAAGAACGUCUAUCACAAAUGCAACGAAUGCGGGCAAUUGUCGGAAUUCAAGAAGCCAAAAAUCGUUACAUGAAAAAGAUCAAAUCGAAAGGAUAUCAUAGAAUUUUGAAAAGAGAGAAAAGGAAACAACUUCUCAAAGAGUUCGAUGACUUGGUUACUCGUGAUCCAUCAGCUGCACAUGAGAAACUCGCAGAAAUGGAUUUGCAGCGAAUUAUGGAGAGAGGAAGUUUGAAACACAGAGGACAGAACCAGAAAUUCAAGCAGAUGCUGGAAAAGCAUGCGAGUAGGAAUCCAGAGGUCAAGAAGCUUCUUGAUGAACAUUUGAGAAUGGGAAGAGAACUGAAAGCAAAAGUGGUCUCAGCAACCGGCGAGGAUUCUGAAGACGAGGGAAAGACGACGACGGAGAAUCCACAGGCAAAGAAGAAGAGUAUUCAUGAUCUUCUUAAGGAUGCUGCACAAGAAGCCGACAAGGAGUCGAAAAACCAAAUUGGAGCAGCUCUCGUUGACUCGUUCCUGGAUGAUUCAGAAGCUCAGAAGGUCACUCUUGCUCAGAUGAGAGCUAAGAAGCGUCAAGAAGCAGCUGCAGUUAAAAGUAUAUCAUCAAAUACUGGAAAGUCUGCAGACGGACCUCUAUUCGAGGUUGACGAAACGUGGCUGAAAGAUGAGAAGAAGGAGAAAAAGAAGAAGAGGAAGGAACUGAAGGCAAAGGAGGAGUCUCGAAAAGGAACAAUUGGAAAGGUUUCCUAUGUUGACAAGAACUAUGAUCCGAAACUGGAAGCCAAGAAAGCUGAAACUUAUGAGGAGAAAGUGGAGAAAGCAGUAGAUGCAGCGGGAGUUCACGACGCUGAAAAGCGACAGAAGGAGAUCGAGCUGGACCCGAGCAAGUUCCUUGAAUUGAAUACUAACGAUUUGACACAAGUCUCGUCGGAUUUCGUCGAGAAAAUGGAUCAGUUUGAUGAAGAGGCGGCUCAAGUUAUCAAUGAAGCUUUCAAAGAUGAUGAUGUCAUUGGUGAUUUUGAGGAUGCCAAGGAAGGUGUGAAGCAGAAGGAGAAGGUGAAAGAUAUCAAUCUGAAUUUGAGUGGAUGGGGAUCGUGGGUUGGUCCAGGAAUUACUGAAAAGAAACGACGACGUAAUUUUGUGAUCAAAGCGAAAGAAAAGAAAAGAAAGGACGGCGAGAGGAACGGAUUGAUUAUUGCUGAAAGUGUCACUGCUAAAGAUGGUAUCGGAAAGAUUCAACCACGUUCUCUGCCAUUCCCGUACACUCGUGUGGAAGACUACGAGGCUGUACUCAAACAGCCGUUGGGUCUCGAAUGGAAUAUGGAGAAGAUGCGUGAUGAGUUGUGCAAGCCAGCAGUUGUUGUUGAGGUAAAGUGGGUAUUAUGA
Messenger RNA from Caenorhabditis remanei, 1914 nucleotides. RefSeq lists its product as uncharacterized. Gene Ontology annotation, biological process: rRNA processing. The transcript is spliced from 8 exons. Bases 1 to 1914 code for a protein of 637 amino acids. Gene Ontology annotation, cellular component: small-subunit processome; nucleolus. The record is from RefSeq and is a predicted model, not a curated record. Lineage: Eukaryota; Metazoa; Nematoda; Chromadorea; Rhabditida; Rhabditidae.